AUGGCCUUGGCCUUGGCCGUGGGAGAGAAGCGACUGAAGAGAAUGAGAAAGGAAGUUCUGAGUUGGGCUUUUGAGAGAGUGGUUCGGGCUAACUGUAAGCAAGCGAGACCGGGUCGGAUCUGUGGUGGGCCCUCGCUUCAGGAAGCCGUCGUAAGCUCCAGACGGAAGCUUUCUACGGACGCUAGAACCUGCGAUGACGUGGCAGUUCCCGCCUAA
This is a messenger RNA of Thlaspi arvense, 216 nucleotides long. The record is from the annotation of a GenBank genome assembly. Lineage: Eukaryota; Viridiplantae; Streptophyta; Magnoliopsida; Brassicales; Brassicaceae.